AUGACGCCUAUUGAAUUGAAGGAGCUGAAGGAGCAGCUGGAAGUGUUUAUGGACCUGAUGAAUAGGGUGUUCCAGCCUUAUCUGGAUAACUUUAUUAUCGUGUUCAUUGAUGACAUUCUGAUUUACUCGAAGACCAGUGAAGAGCAUGAGCUACAUGUAAGGACGGCGUUGCAGACUCUAAAAGAUAACCAGUUAUAUACUAAGUUUUCUAAGUGUGAGUUCUGGAAUGAGAGUGAUAAAUUUCUUGGGCAUAUUGUUUCAGAAAAAGGUAUUGCGGUUGACCCUAUGAAGAUCGAAGCUGUAGUGAAGUGGGAACAGCCCACAAGUGUGUUAGAAGUUAGAAGCUUUCUUAGGCUCGCUGGAUAUUAUAAAAGGUUUAUUAAGGAUUUUUCGAAGAUUGUCGGACCGCUAACAAGUUUAACUCGAAAAGGAGUGCCCUUCAAGUGGACUGAAAAGUGUGAAGAAGCUUUUGCUGAACUGAAGCAACUCUUAACCUCAACUCCCACUCUAACCCUCCCGAAGGAUGGGCCCAGUGGAGUUUGUUUCCUUAACUCAUCGGCCAUAGGCACCAUUCAAUCACCUUCCAUUGCAAAUUGCAAGCUUGUUACUCAUUCCAUGAUGGAAUGCAAAUCCGGCAAACUGUUUAAUCUUCUUAGUUUCUUCAUAUUCUACUGCCUCUGCGUUCAAUUUUCCCACGCGGCGGAUACCAUCACACAAGACCAACCACUCCCUGACGGGAAGACCUUGAUUUCUGCUGGUGAGGUUUUCGAGCUGGGUUUCUUUAGCCCCGGCAAGUCCAAGAAUCAUUACGUGGGAAUAUGGUACAAGAAAGUCACGGAACAAACGGUUGUAUGGGUUGCCAAUAGGAGAACCCCGCUCUCACAUUCAUCUGGUGUCCUUACAAUUAACAGCAAUAAUGGGAAUCUGAUGAUCUUGGAUGAGAUUGGAGGCAACAUCAUGGUGACAUCUGAUUCUGCUACCAAUCACACAAGUGCUCGGCUACUGGAUACUGGAAACUUCAUACUGAUAGAAGGUAAUUCAACUAAUGAUGAAGGCCAGAUCAUAUGGCAAAGCUUUGAUUAUCCUACAGAUACGUAUCUCCCUGGCAUGAAACUGGGGUUGAAUAGAAAAAGUCCGCAAAACAGCUGGAUGCUCUCUUCAUGGACAAGUGAAGAAGACCCUGCUCCUGGGGACUUCACUUUGGGAAUGGAUUCCGAUGGAUUGGCUGAUCAGUUUCUUAUACGGAGAGCACGACAAAACUACUGGACUAGUGGCCCAUGGAACGGGCACAUUUUCUCCCUUGUUCCCGAAAUGGCACUAAGUUAUAAUAUCUUCAAUUACAGCUACACAUCGAAUGAGGAUGGGACAUAUUUUAUUUGUUCACUUUAUGAUAAUACUAUAAUUUCAAGAUUGGUGAUGGACGUGUCUGGGCAACUCAAGCAAUUGAUAUGGCUGGAGAACAGCCAAUCUUGGAAUUUGUUUUGGUCUCAACCAAGAACGGCAUGUGAUGUUUAUGCUGCUUGUGGGGCAUACGGUAUCUGCGAUGAUAGUACGUCCUUGUGCAAGUGCUUGCACGGGUUUGAGCCUUACUCUCAAAGAGAAUGGGAUUCAGGUCAUAGAUCAAAGGGGUGCGUGAGGCGAACAGAACUGAAUUGUGGGAAUCAAGAUAGGUUCUUGCGGUUGAGUGGCAUGACGUUUUCUGAUAACCCUCUAGUUCUAAAGAAUUCAAGUCUCAGCCUAGAAGAUUGCGAAUUUGAGUGCAGGAGUAACUGCUUUUGUAUUGCUUAUGUUUCUGCUCAUGAUAACAGAGCCGGAUGUUCCUUGUUGGAUGGAGAGUUGAUAAAUAUUCGUGAGACGACCUUCGGCAAUGUCCCUGAUGUUUAUGUUCGUCUCUCUGCUUCAGAGUUUGAAAACAAUACAAGUUCAGACAGAGGAAAGAAGAAGAGGAUACAAGUAAUCAGUGCACUAACAAUCUCUCUGUCCAUACUUCUACUGGGCUCCUUUAUGUGUUGUUUCUGUGGACGAAAGCUAAUGCAUAGAGUGAAGCAACUGUUUUGCUACCAACCAGGGAAACGGGAAACAAGCCAAGAAGUAUUAUUGCGUGAGUUAGGAGAUGAUGGGUCAGAUGACAGGGAACUCAUGAAUGCAAAUAGGCUCAGAGAAGGUGGAAGGAAGGGUCUGGAGUUGCCGCUAUACAGUUUUGCAAGUAUAGUAGCUGCGACAGAUAACUUCUCUCCAGCAAAUAAGCUUGGGCAGGGUGGUUUUGGCCCUGUUUAUAAGGGUAAGUUGCACGACGGACAAGAAAUCGCUGUGAAAAGGCUUUCAAGGAGUUCUGGACAAGGCCUAGAAGAGUUCAAAAAUGAGAUCAUACUUAUUGCCAAACUCCAACACAUGAAUCUUGUUAGGCUUUUGGGUUGCUGCAUUGAAGGAGAAGAAAAGAUACUGCUCUACGAGUACAUGCCCAACAAAAGCCUGGAUUUCCUCCUCUUUGAUCCAGCCCAAGGAAAGCUUUUAGAUUGGGGAAAACGCAUCCACAUCAUUGAUGGAAUUGCUCAAGGGCUUCUCUAUCUUCACAAGUACUCCAGAUUGAGAGUUAUUCACAGAGAUCUUAAAGCCAGUAACAUUCUCUUGGAUGGUGAGAUGAACCCCAAGAUAUCAGACUUUGGCAUGGCGAGAAUUUUCGGGCGAAAUGAAUCAGAGGCAAAUACAAAUAGGGUUGUUGGAACUUAUGGUUAUAUGUCUCCCGAGUAUGCAAUGGAGGGCCUUUUCUCAGAGAAAUCUGACGUCUUUAGCUUCGGAGUCUUACUUCUAGAGAUUGUCAGUGGCAAGAAGAACACCAACUUUUAUCAUUCUGAUAGGUCUCUAAACCUUCUCGGAUAUGUGAGUAACCAGAACAAAUCUACCAUCUUGGUUUCAUGUUUCAAAUCACCUUGUUUUUGUUUCGUUUUGGAAUCUGACAAUGACUUGCAACCAAGAAAGAUGUAAUUGUUUCAGGCAUGGGAAUUGUGGAAGGAUGAUAGGGUCUCGAAGUUGAUGGACCCAAUGUUAGGUGAUACAUCUACUGGCUCUGACAUUUUGAGAUUCAUCCAAAUGGGACUCUUAUGUGUGCAGGAAAGUGCGAGGGAUAGACCCACCAUGUCCAAUGUUGUUUCUAUGCUUAGUAACAAAAUGGCAACGUUGGCUAAUCCGAAACGACCUGCAUUCUUUCUAGGAAGAAGGGGGUUUGAGGAGAAUUCAUCUAAAAGCAGAACAGAGAAUUGUUCCAAUAAUGAUGUAACUAUUUCUGUGAUAGAAGCUAGAUAGACAUUCCGACUUCAAAACAGAGUAUGCAUCUUUUUCCAAUCAACGGAAUUAUAGGUGGUUGAAGUUCGAAUAAUUCUUACCAUUUUAUAUCAGUCAGAUUAAAUGAUUAUGCUGUAAGCUCCCAUAUGAGACAAUGUGUAGUAUGGGUAAGAUUGUGGGAUUUAUUCUCUAAACUACCAUAAAUAAGCUAUUGUUUCAUUAAAUUCUUGAGUUGAAUUGAGUCAUUGAAAAUUUUCUAUUCAAUGUUUUACAUUCGUCAACAAACAUGGAUGAGAACCAUCAUCCCUUCAGUGCAAGUUUCUUAUGGUGGCCCAUAUAGCAUAUGGUAACAGACAUAUUCUGACUCCUGGUACACCACUUCAACCUUGAUCUUGACACUCGUAACUGUUCUUCCUCCAUUGC
Messenger RNA from Magnolia sinica, 3705 nucleotides. RefSeq names its product receptor-like serine/threonine-protein kinase SD1-8. The record is from RefSeq and is a predicted model, not a curated record. Gene Ontology annotation, biological process: recognition of pollen; protein phosphorylation. The coding region runs from base 1 to 2985 and encodes 994 amino acids. The transcript has 8 exons. Lineage: Eukaryota; Viridiplantae; Streptophyta; Magnoliopsida; Magnoliales; Magnoliaceae. Gene Ontology annotation, molecular function: ATP binding; protein kinase activity.